ACAAUCUUUUUCCAAAACGUCAUCGGACACGUCAAACACUCCGAAUUCGAAUGGGUGGAGAUUAGCGAUAAAAGCGAUAGUAAAACGGUGCGGUCAAAAAGUGUUACUUGUGCCGGCGAGUGAACGGCGUAGCUCCGGGGGAAUAUAGACUAUUGCAACCGAAGUCAUGCACACCCGUGUACACACACGCAGAAGGGAUUAAUCGCCGUGAUGUCAACGCCGUGCGACGCUCGCCGCAACGUGCGGAACCGCGAUCCAGCGAUCCGAUCCAGCGACAUAGUGUCGCGACACAGUGCCGGUGAAUGAGGGUGCGAGGGACGCAUACGGGGGGGGAAGACGACGGCCUUGAGGCAGGUUCGAACGGGAAAAUAUGGUGCACGAGGGCACGGGUCUAUGGCACGCGGCGGGAUUCAACGCAUCGAAGUGGCUGAUGAUCAUAAUACAUGGAUACCGGGUCACCACUCUCGUCCUGUACAUUCUGCUCAACGUACUGGUGCGCACCGAAUAUCCAAUGGCAGUAAUGGCAGAAGUAGUCGAUGUUAAUAUGAAUUCCUUGGACGAUAUGACGGGAAAGCCAUUAGAUGUUGAUCUGCCACCAACUCUGCCGAUGACCUUCGGUACAGAAAAUUCAACAUCGGUUUCAGCACAGUCAGGAUCCACAGCUCUGAUGCCUUGUGUUGUUCACAAUCUAGGAGAGGGCACGGUGUCGUGGAUCAAGCGAAAGAACGUACUGUUACAUGAACUAUUGACCGUAGGUCUGACGACAUACGCCAACGAUGAACGAUUUCAGGCAAUUCAUUUCCACCACAGUGAAGAUUGGACGCUUCAAAUAAAAUACGUUCAACCGAGGGAUGCUGGACUGUACGAGUGCCAAGUAUCCACUCAUCCGCCCACAAGUAUAUUUCUACUUCUUGAGGUCGUCGAAGCCAAAGCGGAGAUAGCCGGCCCGGUGGAGAAAUUUGUGAGGCCCGGUAGCACCCUGCAGCUCCACUGUCUGGUAAAGAAGUCCACGGAAGUGCCGUCGUAUCUCUUCUGGUAUCACAACUUUCGUAUGAUCAACUACGAUGUUGAUCAAGGCGUCAACGUUAGCACCGACCUUGUUAGCCGGGAGAGCUGGCUGGAAGUGCCAAGGGCAUCGGAUCGCCAUUCGGGUAAUUAUACUUGUGAGGCCAGCAACGCCCAACCGGCACGUGUCCUGGUACAUGUCUUCAAGGGCGACAAUCCGGCUGCCAUGCAGCACAGCAUGGCGUCAUCACCGUCAGUGAUGGCCUGCACCGCAUUGCUCAUCAUGUUUGUCACGCUUAAACUAGCUCUGCAGACGAACUGGAGCUUGUGACGUGUGUAAGUGCGACUCACAGAAACUUGGAAUAUGUGUUAGCAAAAUUGUGUAAUAUUGUCAUUUAUCGUGUUGCACGCGCGUGCGCGCGCGUGAUAUUCGUGUCGUGCGAGUGUGUACCCUACUUUCGAUCGUCGAAGUUAAAUAGAAUGGCCAUACGGUUAUGUUGGUAAAAACAUAUUUCAGUUAAAGAUUCAUCGUUGUUAUCGGAAUGGUGGCACCAAAACUCUUGGAGCUGCAAGAUUGGCUGUGAUUGAUUACUACCCGUUUUCAAACGAGCAACCUUAGUCGCCACCGGAGCAAAGUAACGCUAAAAGAUCAGCUAUGAUUAUUUGUGUCAUCGUGGGAGUGAAUUCAUUUAAUCCAUUAUAUGCACAUCUAAUCAUAGUUCGAUGGGGAUAUGCAGCAACGUAAUAUGCUAAUGCAAAGCAGUAUAUUUGUCAUCACUAUAAGAUUAGUAGUGAUCGAUGGCCCCUGUGUACCAACGAAUAUUUUCGAUCAGAAAGCGAUGGAUCUAACAGGAAGAUCAACAUAAUAAAAAUAAUGAUAGCUCAUAUUCUGUGCGUAUAUAUUCGAACAGUCGUCUGUCGAAUACAAAAAAAGUUGAAUGCUAGUCUGGAAUAAAGUACCAUCAUAACUAUCAUAUGAGUCACACUAUAUCAUCCAUUCUUCUGUCGAUCGAUCGCUUACAUUCCGUGUCGCAUGCUGGAACGAGAAAUAUUAGGUCAUAAUGCGGACAGGAUCGGCAGUGUCAGAUUAACUUCCUAACUGAGAUUACGAUCUAUCGUGAUUACGACUUUCGUGUUCGCAAUAGACAAAGACGGAUAGUUGUCAGUUCGCAACUAAUACGAAAAGUUUGGCGUUUGCUGUUUUGAUAAACCGGAACUUGUAUGCGCACGUGCGAUACGUGUGUAUACAUGUGCCAUUCGUUAGAUGAUUUCUGCACAAUAUUUAUCUGCUCGUACUUUAUCGGGCAACGUGAUACGUAUGUAAUUUAGUGUUAAGUUUAAAUCGAUUGAGGAUAAUUAUGAACGCAACAUACAUUAUACUGUGCGUUUGUUCUUCUUAUGUCGCAUGUAAAAGUAAGAUUGAUUAAGUGCGGAUCUAAACUAUCCAUGAUACGUCAUAUUGCGGAUGCAUGAUUAUUAACCUUAAAGUACCGAUAUGCAUUCGUUAUUAUAAUGGAUCCCAUCGUUAAUUGUCCGAUACCGCCGCUGCUUUACUUGAUCUGUCAUAAAUAUAUUUGCGAAUGAAAUACAACUCCGCAAAGUUAGGAAAGUAAUAUCUUUUCUCACGGACGGCCUAAGAUACUUUAACGACAAGUUAAUGACGGUUAACGAAAAAGUCUGGUGCAAUAUUAUCUUCCUUUCAGGGAAGUUCCAAGCAACACUUUGAUAAGUGGUAAAUGGACCCGAGUGAAAGUAACAUUGAAACUAAACAAACACUAAACUUGCUAAACUGUAUGUUUUGUAGAAAGACGUUCGUGCGAAUAUAUUAUACGUUCCAGGAUGCGAAAUUAUAACAUUUUUUUAUAAUUAAAAGCUCCUCGAAAAACUACUACUAAAGAAUCGCAUCAAAUAGGCAAAGUGUAUUUUUGCGUUUGUGAAGAAGUUAAAUCCAUUAAAUAAAAAAUACACAAGUAUAAUGUUUUUGUAUAAUAUUUUUGGAAUACGAAUUUGCGUGCUUGUUAUCUAUAAAUUUAAAAAUACUUACACUAUAAAAAAAUAUUAUUUUAAAAAGACUGAAAGUAUACACAGAUUUAUAUGUAAGAGCAAUCAGUGAAUGCGAUAAAUUUCCGUCUCUUGAACGUCAACAACGAUGUGAUUGGUUUAAAUAACAUUAUACAUAAUUAACGACGCGCGACGGUAAUAAGCGCACCGAAAUUGCGAUACUGUUACUUAUUUCAUUUUCAACUACCCCUAAUUAGAUGCAACAUGCGUAUACAUUCAGUAUACAUCUCACUGUUCUCGCUGAAUACUCGAGACAAAAGUAAUGUGUUUAUCUGUUUGAGUAGAGAGAAAAUGUUCUUUUUUAAUCGACGAGCAGUAUCCAUACCGCGCGACCUAUUUAAUGUAACUGAUAUGCUAUGCAGAAAGAGUACGAUGCCUGAUGCGCUUUGUCGAUAAUAAAGUGUAAUUCUUAAAUCGAUCUAUGAAUUUCACUGAUCAAUUUUUUGAGGAUGGGAGUUUUCUAACAAAAUUAUUUAUGAAAGAUUUUGUAUAUGAAAUCGUUAAAUUCGAUUUUGGCCUCAAAAUUUAAAAAUUCAAAAUUAAACAUAAUACCAAAAUAAUAAACAAGACAGAUCAAAUAUAAUAAAAAAUAACAUAAUUAUCAUAAAAAUUGAUUUUAGGUAUUCUUAAACAUUAAGUAGUUAAACAGUUCGAACGCUUCAAACCUCAAGAUUGAACGUCAAUCAAAUGUGUACAAGAAUUGUUUGAAAAGUUUGGUAAAUGUAAGAUGUCAUUAAUUCAUUAAGUGACAUCACUUUUAGUAAGCAUCAUUGUUCGUGACCUUUGACAAAGUUUAAACCAGAUAUGACGUAGUUAACGUUUGAUAGUCAUCUGAAUCGACCACUUUUGCAUUUGUCAUAAUGAAAAAAAAAGUUGUAUUAGGUUUUGAGUUUAUUCCUCGUCUACUCUGUUUUCUGAUUUUGACCCCGUGCGAUUUCUUCCUGUUCCCGAAGUUAAAAAUUUGGUUCAGUGGAAAGAUGUGAAUGAGGAUGUUUUAGAUGCUGUCAAAGACUAUUUUGUAGAAUUUGACAAAACUUGUUUGGGAUAAAAAAUUAAAAACUCGAUAGAUCAAGUGUACAGUUUUAAUGGAAACUAUGUUGAAAAAUAAAACUAAUUAAAAAAAUA
This is a messenger RNA of Monomorium pharaonis (pharaoh ant), 4191 nucleotides long. RefSeq lists its product as uncharacterized. The record is from RefSeq and is a predicted model, not a curated record. Gene Ontology annotation, cellular component: neuron projection membrane. NCBI's taxonomy places the organism in Eukaryota, Metazoa, Arthropoda, Insecta, Hymenoptera, Formicidae. Gene Ontology annotation, biological process: synapse organization.